GGGGCGCGGUCCGGGCGGAGCCGAGCAGAGGAUCCGGGGCACCGGCGGGACGGACAGCCCGGGAGUGCUCCGGCGGCCGAGAGGAGCGGCUGCUCUGGGGACUGACACACCAUCUGCUCGUACACAGGCACAGCAUGGCGGCCAGCACGGACAAUGGCACCGGUGGGACAGCGGCAGCCACAGAGGAACCGGCACACGCAGUGUCCCUGCUGCGGGGGCUGAGCGCGCUGCGGGCCGAGCAGAGCUUGCUGGACGUGACGGUCGUGGCCGGCGGCCGUGAGUUUGGUGCGCACCGCGCCGUCCUGGCCGCCGCCUCCGGCUACUUCCGCGCCAUGUUCGGUGGGGCGCUGAGGGAGGCGCGGGCUGAGCGAGUGCGGCUGCACGGUGUGGAGCCCGAGUGCCUGGCACGCCUCCUUGACUUUGCCUACACCGGCCGGGUGGGUGGGCUGGGCCCCGACAUUGCCGAGCGCCUGCUUCGUGCCGCCGACCUGCUGCAGUUCCCCGCCGUCAAGGAAGCCUGCGGUGCCUGGCUGGCGCGGCAGCUGGAGCCCGCCAACGCCCUGGACAUGCAGGACUUCGCCGAGGCCUUCGCCUGCCCGGCACUGGCGGCCGCUGCCCACCGCUUCGUCCUGCGGCACGUGGGGGAGCUGGGUGCCCAGCUGGAGCGGCUGCCACUGCCGCGUCUCCUCUCCUACCUGCGGGACGACGGGCUCUGUAUCCCCAAGGAGGAGGCCGCCUUCCAGCUGGCGCUGCGCUGGGUGCGUGCCGACCCCGCCACCCGCGCCCCACUGCUGCCCCAGCUCCUGGCCCACGUCCGCCUGCCCUUCGUGCGCCGUUUCUACCUGCUGGCCCACGUGGAGGGUGAGCCGCUGGUGGCACGCUGCCCACCCUGCCUGCGCCUGCUGCAAGAGGCCCGUGACUUCCAGGCCGCCCGCCUCGACCGCCACGACCGGGGCCCCUGCGCCCGCAUGCGGCCCCGGCCCUCCACCGGCCUGGCUGAGAUCCUGGUCCUUGUCGGCGGCUGCGACCGUGACUGCGACGAGCUCGUCACCGUUGACUGCUACAACCCACGCACCGGGCACUGGCGCUACCUGGCUGAGUUCCCCGAGCACCUUGGUGGGGGCUACAGUGUCGCCGCGCUGGGCAAUGACAUCUAUGUGACAGGGGGAUCGGACGGGUCCAGGCUGUACGACUGUGUCUGGAGGUACAACUCCAGUGUCAACGAGUGGACAGAGGUGUCACCCAUGCUGAAGGCCAGAGAGUACCACAGCUCCACAGUCCUGGAUGGGCUGCUCUAUGUGAUCGCCUCCGACAGCACUGAGCGCUACGACCACACGGUGGACAGCUGGGAGGCCUUGCAGCCCAUGCUCUACCCCAUGGCCAACUGCUCCACCACCUCCUGCCGUGGCAAGCUGUUUGCCAUCGGCUCCCUGGCUGGCAAAGAGUCCAUGGUCAUGCAGUGCUAUGAUCCUGACAGUGACCUCUGGUCUCUCGUCAACUGUGGCCACCUCCCAGCCUGGUCCUUCGCCCCGAAGACUGUCACUCUUAAUGGCCUCAUGUACUUCAUACAAGAUGACUCAGCUGAAGUGGAUGUUUACAAUCCAGCGAAGAAUGAGUGGGAUAAAAUCCCUGCCAUGCUUCAGGUUCAUGUUGGGGGCAGCGUGGCCGUGCUUGGUGGGAAGCUCUAUGUCUCUGGUGGCUAUGACAACACGUUUGAACUCUCAGAUGUCUUGGAAGCCUAUGACCCCGAGACAAGGACAUGGAGCGUGGUGGGCCAGCUCCCUGAGCCCAUCUUCUGGCAUGGCAGUGUCAGUAUAUUCCGUCAGUUCAUGCCAGAGACCACGCAGGAGGAUGAUGGCAUCACACUGGACAACACCAUCAACUUGAACAGGCAGCACCAAAACCUUCACAACCAGAACCUUAACGAGCUUCGUUAGCAAGGAAGGGUGAUGUCCCACUGGCUCGCCGCAAGUUCCGUUACCCAGAACCAGUGUUGCUUUGAGAGGAGGCAGAAGCAAACUGGUGCUUGGAAACAGAAACAUCCUGAUCAUAGAGAGAGUGAAAAUAUGAGAGCACGGCCCUUCCUGCCCUGUUGCCAUGUCCCAGGUUCCUGUUCAUGGUUUCAGUAGGGAUCUCGCCAAGGCAUGCUACAAAGCUUCACCUUUCCCUUUGUCUUAACUUCAGUUCUCUAUUUUGUUUUUUUUUUUUUAAGUUGCAGCAUUUAAACUUUUGCAGGUGUUUGUUUUCCAGCCCUUCCUAGAAAAGUACUUUUUAAGAAGAAACACCCUUAUUUAUUUUUUAUUCAUAUUCUCACAGAGAGAUUGUUUUCAUUUCUGACUAUCCUGGCUGUGCCCUCCUGUAAGGGGAAGGGGAGAGGUGAGGAGCAGCUCCCAGAGCUGGCAGCUGCUGCCCAGGAAUGAGCUUGUUCUCCUUUCCUGAUGCCAUGGAGCCUAUUGAUAGUAGGGCUGAACUAGCCAGGCAAAGCUUCUGCCUGUGGUGAGUGCCAUUUGCUGUCAUUCUCCAAACUCUGUAUUGAACUAUUUUAGAAAAAAAAAAAAAAGAAAAAAAAGAAAAAAAAAAAGUUAUUAGGAAAGGUGAGUGCAGCUUCCUCAGGAGGUUGUUUACAGCCUUGUGAAAUUGCUGGCAGUGUUCAGACACUCUGAUGCAGGAUUGCUUUCAAAUGCACCACUGUGUGUGCAGGAAUCCACCAGACCUUUGGAGGGGUCUUGUGCUUGAUGCACCUCUGGUGUGCAGGAGCUCUCAGGAUUUGGGCAAUUGGAAAAUGCUGCUGAGGUGUUUUGGCAAAGGUGUAGGAGUAGGCAGAGUGUUGCAGAUAGGUAGAAAGGUAGUUGGUUUAGGGAUUUUGUUUUCUUUCUUCUUUUUGUUUGAGGUGUGAUGUUUUUUUGGCCUGUGUAAGAUUUGCCUUUCAACUCGCCCAAGUGACCUAGCUGGCUUGAGCUGCAUUUCCUCUCUGCCUGAGCUGCAGAGCAGCCACAGCUGCAGUGCUGCUCAUCCAAAACCAGCGUCCCACCUUCUGGAAAACCAUGAAGUGUGAGAACGGCUGAAGCGUUGCUGGAUCCGUUCACUUUUUCCAUCUUUGGUUAAAGCCAAUAAGGACAAACAAUGGAAUUUAAACUCAUUUCAGAGAUGGAAAGCAUGUAUACUUGAUUGCAGGCCUCUGGCUUGCCCUUGGACUGAGCAGUGUCAGAGCCUCGUCUCCAUGACAUCAGCAUCUUCACAGCUUUAAGAAAAUCUCUUUUGCCUCGAGUGAUUUUUUCUGCCACUCUCGGCUGCGGAGCUUGGGUAGUGGCUCCUGACAUCUGGGCUGUUCUCCAAGUCUGAAACUUUUGACAGUGCCUUGAAAGCGCCGCGUGCCAGAGGAGGCUGGUGGAGGAGCCACGGCAGCCUCUUGGGUUUGACAAGCUUGGUUUUUCUUGGUUUGACACCAUCCCCAGUGCUGCUGUGGGCUGAGGUGCAGCAGGACCCCCGCGGGUGGAGGAGCCGGGUUGGGGGAUGCAGGGUGAUUCAGGGCAGCUCCUUCAUCUCCGGGAGUUACAGCCCUGCUGUGCCAACCCACGACCCACAGGAGCCUUCCCCACGGCGCCACGCAGUGCCUGGGGAGUGGCUGCUGCUGAACUUGUGUUGCAAAGAAAAGAAUUUAUGCUGAGCUAUAAAUAGUGUGUGUGCUCCGUCUCGUGGCGCGGCGCUCGCUGCUGAGCCUGCCCCUCGCAGACUCCCCCACCCGCUGAGCAGUUAAGGAUCUGUAUUUAUUUUUUGUAAAACUCAUUGUGUCCCAAUUGUUGAGUACAGUUUAAAUACCAUCCUUUGAAACAAAGGCAUUUUACAUUUACAGAUAAUGUAUUUUUAUUCUCAUAGUUUGUUUUUAAAUUUACUUGCAGCAGUCAAGUUAAAUAAAAGAUGUUACAUGAA
Molecule: messenger RNA, 3930 nt
Organism: Calypte anna (Anna's hummingbird)
Lineage: Eukaryota; Metazoa; Chordata; Aves; Apodiformes; Trochilidae
Gene: KLHL21
Product: kelch like family member 21
Exons: 5
Coding region: 135-1937 (600 amino acids)
Molecular function (GO): protein binding
Source: RefSeq, a predicted model, not a curated record